CUCGGUCGAGUUGCACCCACUCGGACGUGUUGAACGUGAACUAUUAUGUCGCGUAGUUUAGGAGUUCUUACAUCCAUCUCACGUAUAUUCCAGUCUAAAUCCAUCGCCAAAACGGGAAAUUAUAGCGGCACAGCGUUACCAAUCACUCGUCCUAACCUCAACGCUAUGGAGGGAGUGAAAACAGAGAAGGCAACGUUUGCCAUGAGCUGAUUUUGGUUUCCCGAGGCGCAGUUCGGGUGUGCGCCUGGUGUGGUCCGCACUAAAGUCGGAUACACUGGCGGACAGAAAGAAUAUCCGACCUACCAUAGCCUCGGGGACCAUACUGAGUCAGUUCAGAUAGAGUAUGACCCUAAAGAGACAGACUACAACAAACUUUUGAGAAUAUUCUGGGAGAACCAUGACUCUACUUCUUGCCACAAGCGGCAGUACAUGUCCGCCAUCUUCUUUCACAAUGAAAAGCAAAAGCAGGAUGCAGAGAUAACACGAAAUGAGCACCAGCAAAAAGUUAGAGGACCGAUAGUUACGAAAAUCCUACCUGCUCAAACAUUCUAUGAUGCUGAAAACUACCACCAGAAGUACAUACUGAGGAACUCAUCACACAUUCUGGCCAGUCUUGGUCUAAGCAAUGAGGAAAUCAAGAGUUCUUAUGUUGCCACCAGGUUGAAUGGGUAUCUAGGUGGCCAUGGGUCUCUCUCACAGCUUGAUGGGGAGGCCAAGAAGUUAGGGCUUACAGACGAAGUGCUUGAUGCUCUAAGGGAGAUUGUGAGGUACAGGUCUAGUUAGUCUGGGUAGGAACCAAGAUUUAGAUUAGAGUCGGUAAGAGUUUCAUUCUCUCAUUAUUUCUAGGUUGUGAUCAUUCUCUUUAGGUUAUGAUCAAACCAGUCUUAAGAGAGGGUUGAAAAGAUUUUUUUUUAAAUAAUGAUUUGACUACUGGAUUUUAAUUAUUUUAAAAACUAUUGACCCAAGUUCGAUGUCCUAGAUUUCUUAGUAGUGAGAAUUUUGGCUCUGAAACACUUACCAGCAAUGGUUCUAUUGCUUUGUAUAAUUUUUCAAGCACAUUCCAUUUAUUUAUUUAAUCUCCUGUACAGUAAUAACCUGUUUAUACCAUAUACAUACCUGUCAAGUCUCAAGAUUUUGGACCCCCGAAAAUUAUUCUAUAGAAAAUCGUCAUUUUGAGUAUUUUUUAUUAAAAUAUUUGAAACAAUAAUUCCCUUGCGUAGCGCAAUUUAUCUAACAACCUUGUGAGAUCUAUUAGUGGAUUUGUUUGUGAGAGCUUUUUAUAUGACAAAUGCCUGCAAGGUUAACCCCACCCCUCCACCCCAAAAAUGAAUAUACCCCACCCCUCCCCCCAAAAAACUCAAGCCUUGAGAUUUUCGGAGGUUGACAGGUAUGCAUAUAAGUGAUUUAGUGGCAAGUUAAUGUUGUUCUACUAGAAAGUAUUGUUGUAUUGUAUACGUUAGAUUCAAAUGAGUCAAGUUCUUGUUAUGUUCAACACUAUGAUGUCCUGCAGCUAAUACUAAGUUCUGCUUGGUGGCUGUUUGAUUGAUGACUCAGCUGAACAUGGCAGACAAGAUCAUGUAUGGAAUCUUUUUAAUAAUGUGAUAGAUAUUUACAUAUUACUUUGGCAGUACAGAAUAUUUCGAUUAAAUGUCAUUGUUGUCUUUUGAAUUGUA
This is a messenger RNA of Nematostella vectensis (starlet sea anemone), 1673 nucleotides long. Its product is annotated as peptide methionine sulfoxide reductase-like. The transcript has 3 exons. The record is from RefSeq and is a predicted model, not a curated record. Gene Ontology annotation, molecular function: peptide-methionine (S)-S-oxide reductase activity. Lineage: Eukaryota; Metazoa; Cnidaria; Anthozoa; Actiniaria; Edwardsiidae.